This is a messenger RNA of Mya arenaria, 1174 nucleotides long. Its product is annotated as platelet glycoprotein Ib alpha chain-like. The record is from RefSeq and is a predicted model, not a curated record. Bases 216 to 803 code for a protein of 195 amino acids. Lineage: Eukaryota; Metazoa; Mollusca; Bivalvia; Myida; Myidae. The transcript has 3 exons.
UUCAAAUUGGCGUAAACGGAAUGUUCAAACAAGGCCGAGAGUAGCUGAUAGUACUUAUAUGGGGUAAAAUAUGUAUUUAUAGAACGUAACAGAUUUUAUUUUAGUAAUGACAAACUAUAUGCAUUUAAAGAUAACAUAAUAAUCAGCAAAUAACUGACAUGUGAUAACUAUUAACGAUCAAUUAACGGACGUAUACGAGCUAAAGGCCAACAGUCAUGGCUGUUUCCGGAGUGUUGCUGCUCUGCGCGUGUCUGCUAGUCGGAGAGACGCGCGCAAUCAUGACGUACACGCCGCCUAAAACGUUGAGGACCACGACCCGUAUGGGUGUGAGGACUCCACAACGAACCAUGAUUUCUAGCCGUAUACACUCUUUAAGACCGACCAGCGGCGUUACAGCCUCUCAAAAGCCGCCGGAGAAACACACAACGAUUCUCGUCUCCUCAACACCAUUGACAACUGCCGUGCCGCUUACUCUGAAGCCUGUCCACAAGCAGACAACCGCCGCCAUGAUGUCGACUCCCCCUACGCCACCGGCACCACAGACGGCGACUGCUCAUGUUCGGACGGCGUCCACUUUUCGACCACCAACACCGCCGUCGGUACCCCAACCUGCAACCGCCACAGCCUCGCCAUCACCGGCCAAUUUGUCAUUAGAAAAAAUAACAAUUAUACUCUUCGCAAUUUUGAUGGUUGUUUCCGUGAUCCUGGUGGUCAUCACAUCCCGCUGCAUGUUCGACCUCAAGACUCACCUUACAAAUGCCCAGAAGUACAGCCCUUUACAGGCGAAAACAGUGCCUGUAUGACAUCACCAACCUGACGUCACCACCAGAACAGCUUGCUUUAAUGUGCUGAAGCCAGCUAUUUAUGUGCCAAAUGAUUUAAAACAAGAUGAAAAAAUGUAAAAUUUGAUUAUGUGUAUUAUGAACGUCUCAAUUUAAUAACGCACUAGACCGGUACAUGUGCACACUGUCUGCGUCCGAUGUUUGCAUCACUAUUUCGCAUGUUAACCAUAAUCCAUGGGUCCGCGCAAACUAACAGACAAUCGGGUUUUAUGCAUAGUGUUUACAUUUUAUAAAACAUUAAUAGACUUAAACGUUCCGUUUUUGUGGUAUGCUUUGCUUGAUAACAAUUUGUGUUUCUAUCUAAGUUCAUUAAUUUAAAAAUAUAAACGAUA